UUCUGUCGACAAGUCGGAGUCGUAGUACGAGUCAACGACAUCUCAGGCAAAAUUUCAUUUUUCCGUAGCAUAAUUUAAUAACGGGAAAGUAAUCAGUUCUUUAAUGAAAAAAGAAACCAAUUGAAUAAGGAUGAAUCAUUGGUUGAUUAUCUCCAUAUGACAUAACGUUUAAGAUAACGAGUUACGUGAUAUUAAGUAAGGUAGUGUAACGUCAAACUUUCACGGUGGCUGUUUGAAUCUUCUUUCAGAGGGAAAAUAAAACCUUUUCCAGAAUGAAGACACGAUUUAAUACUUACGAUCUUGUAUGUUCAGUAACUGAACUACAGAGGCUUAUUGGCAUGCGUGUCAAUCAAAUUUACGACAUAGAUCAUCGUACAUAUCUUAUACGUUUUCAACGCAGUGAGGAAAAAUGUGUUCUGUUACUUGAGUCUGGUAACAGGAUCCAUACAACAGGUUUCGAAUGGCCAAAAAAUAUAGCUCCUUCAGGUUUCUCUAUGAAGAUGCGCAAGCACCUUAAAAAUAAAAGACUAGAAAGUCUCGUCCAAGUUGGCACGGAUCGAAUAAUAGACAUGCAAUUUGGAAGUGGUGAGGCUGCAUAUCAUAUCAUUUUGGAAGUAUAUGAUCGUGGUAACAUAAUUCUCACGGAUUAUAAAAUGGUAAUUUUGUACGUCUUAAGACCUCACACGGAAGGAGAUAAAAUUAGGUUUGCUGUAAAAGAGAAAUAUCCGUUAGACAGAGCUCACAGUGAAGCAAUGCCACCUGUAGAUGAAAUUCGCGAGCAUCUUCAGAAAGUUAAGGAAGGAGAGAAUCUGAAAAAGGUGUUAAAUCCAUUAUUGGAAUUUGGCUCAGCUGUGAUUGAUCACGUUCUGCUUAAAUCUGGAUUUGCCUUGGGUUGUAAGAUCGGUAAAGAUUUUAACGUCGCUGAAGACAUGCCGAAAUUGAUUCUGGCACUUGAAGAAGCCAAUAAUAUUGUCGAUCACGCAAAGAAAAAUACUUCCAAAGGUUAUAUCAUUCAAAAGAAGGAAAAAAAACCGACUCAAGACGGUAAGGAAGAUUUUAUAUUUGCCAAUAUUGAAUUUCAUCCCUUGUUGUUCGAACAAUACAAGGAUCAACCAUACAAAGAGUUCGAUUCUUUCGAUGCCGCGGUGGACGAAUAUUACUCCACGAUGGAAGGACAGAAGCUAGAUUUGAAGGCUCUGCAGCAGGAAAGAGAAGCUUUAAAGAAACUGGAGAAUGUAAAGAAAGAUCACGAUCAGAGAUUGAUUACACUGGAGAAGACACAGGAGGUUGACAAGCAAAAAGCGGAAUUGAUUUCGAGGAAUCAGACUUUAGUGGACAACGCUAUUCUGGCUAUACAAAGCGCUCUGGCAAAUCAGAUGUCCUGGCCGGAUAUUCAAGUGCUGUUAAAAGAAGCUCAAGCUAGAGACGAUCCCGUUGCCUCCGCUAUAAAACAACUGAAGCUUGAGACAAAUCACAUUUCCUUAUUGUUACACGAUCCUUACGAAGACAGCGACGAGGAGUCCAAGUUGAAACCCAUGAUGAUCGACGUAGACUUGGCUCAUACAGCAUUCGGUAAUGCCAGAAAGUAUUACAGUCAAAAAAGAUCGGCAGCUAAGAAGCAUCAGAAGACGAUAGAGUCGCAAGGGAAAGCUUUGAAGUCGGCGGAGAAGAAGACGAAGCAAACAUUGAAAGAAGUGCAAACCAUACACAGUAUUAACAAACUGAGAAAAGUAUAUUGGUUUGAAAAGUUCUAUUGGUUUAUCACAUCUGAGAAUUAUCUGGUUAUUGGUGGAAGAGAUCAACAGCAGAACGAGUUGAUCGUGAAGAGGUACCUAAGAACCGGAGACCUGUAUGUUCACGCAGAUUUAAUCGGUGCUAGUUCUGUCGUGAUAAAAAAUCCCACCGGCAAUCCUGUACCGCCGAAAUCGUUGGCGGAAGCAGGCACAAUGGCGAUUGCGUACAGUGUCGCCUGGGAUGCUAAAGUAGUGGCGAGUGCAUGGUGGGUGCAUCACGAUCAAGUUUCGAAGAGCGCACCUACCGGAGAAUACCUCACUACUGGAUCCUUCAUGGUACGUGGGAAGAAAAAUUAUCUGCCACCGAGUCAGUUGAUUAUGGGAUUGGGUAUCAUGUUUCGGUUGGAGGAAAGUUCGAUGGAACGGCAUAGGGAUGAGAGAAGAGUCAAAGUCAUGGACGAGGAGAGUGAAACUGCGGAUUCAGUGGUUGAGGACGAUAAGGAAAUAGAACUAGAGGGCGAUUCGGACGAAGAUGAAAAUGUAGAAGACAAAAAUACGUUAAACCCAAUUCAGGAGGAAGAUCAUUUGGAAUCGGAAUCGUGUGGAAUCGCGACAGAUAAUAACGACGUCGUUAAAGAUGAGUGUGACGAUGAAGAAGAAAAAGAGGAAGAUACGAAAUGCCAAUUUCCCGAUACACAAAUAAAAAUCGAUCUUUCGGGCCCGAAAGUGAAACUUCAUAUUGAUGAUAAUCAACCCUUAAUAACAACACAAAAGGAUAUGGAAGAAAGUGUAGUUUACCUCGGAGAUGAUAAGCCUGUUACAAUAAAUAUGUCGGUUAAGGAGAAGCGUGCAAAAACAAAACAGAAAGCACAACCGAAAGAACCAAAGGAGCCGAAAGAAAAGAUCGAGAAAAGUGACAAAACCGAAAGUGAUAACAAGAAGGAAGAGCAACCUGUAUUGAAACGAGGACAGAAAGGGAAACUGAAGAAAAUGAAAGAGAAAUACAAGGAUCAAGAUGAGGAAGAUAGACGACUUUCGAUGCUUGUCUUGCAGUCGGCAGGUGCAGCUAAAGAAGAUAAGAAGAAAAAUAGAAUUAAAGAUCCAUCAGGUCCCAAACAACAAGGGAAGAAAAAGCCAAACGCAAGGCCAAACGUUUCUGCACCAUUUGUGCACAUAAUGGAUAACAUUGACGAAGAAGAUACAGGCCCGACUCCCGAAGUCGAUAUGCUUGAUCAAUUAACGGGAAAGCCAUUUUCAGAGGACGAAUUAUUGUUCGCUGUGCCUGUGGUGGCGCCUUACAACACCUUAUUGAAUUACAAAUUUAAAGUGAAAUUAACACCUGGUGUCGGAAAAAGAGGCAAAGCCGCCAAGACAGCUGUAGCAGUAUUUCUAAGAGACAAAGAAAUAUCUGCGCGUGAGAAGGAUCUAUUGAAGGCGAUUAAAGACGAGAUGAUAGCUAGAAAUAUACCCGGAAAAGUAAAAAUAAGUGCUCCUCAGAUUCAAAAGCUGAAGAAAUGAUUGCUUGAUAAUUUCAACUUGCAUGGUUACAAACUUACCAGUGAUUCAUAAGUAUACAAGACUUAAUUAUAAAGAUGUUUUGGAAAGUAUAUACUUUCUUGCAAUCGCAUUCUCUGGCAAACGUUGAAACAAUAUUCAAUGAAUGUUGAUUGACACAGAAAAACUACACGUUUAUAAGAUUACGAUUAUCUAAAUUUCUAAAUAAUUGCUAACCUUGCUUUUAAGAAUUGGAGUAAAACGAUUAGUAAA
Messenger RNA from Dinoponera quadriceps, 3500 nucleotides. It is a transcript of the gene Clbn, whose product is annotated as nuclear export mediator factor NEMF homolog. Gene Ontology annotation, biological process: ribosome-associated ubiquitin-dependent protein catabolic process; rescue of stalled cytosolic ribosome. The record is from RefSeq and is a predicted model, not a curated record. The transcript has 10 exons. Gene Ontology annotation, molecular function: tRNA binding; ribosomal large subunit binding. The coding region runs from base 273 to 3251 and encodes 992 amino acids. NCBI's taxonomy places the organism in Eukaryota, Metazoa, Arthropoda, Insecta, Hymenoptera, Formicidae. Gene Ontology annotation, cellular component: RQC complex.